AUGGAAACAGUAAUCCGUGAACGUCUUGAUAGGUUCUUGGGGGAUGAUGCGUGGUGCCAGCUUUUUCCUCAGUUUAAGGUCAAGCACUUGGUGAGAAUUGCAUUCGAUCAUGCGCCUAUAAUGAUGAACACAACUAUUGUUUUUUAUCGAGGGAAAAGAAGCAAGCCGUAUUGGUUUGAAGCUUGGUGGUUAUCAAAUGCAGAAUGUGAAGAAGUGGUUGAUACGGCAUGGAAGGGUAAUGCUGAGGCUAUGGCGCAUGAAAAAGUGGCAUUGUGUUCAAGCGCUCUUACUUCAUGGGUUAAUAAGAAGUUUAGAGAUGUAAAGAAGAAAUUGAAAGAUCGUGAAAAUGAAUUAAAAGAGGCUCAAGGGGCGGUUCUGGAUGGCUUUUUACUUGAGAAAUGCAAGAGGCUUGCCCAGGAAAUUGCCGAGUUGAGGAGGAUGGAGGGAUCUUAUUGGUUUGCAAGAGCUAGAGCAAACGAGAUGAAAGACGGUGACAAAAAUACUGCUUAUUUUCAUAGAAGGGCGAGCUACAGACAAGUUCGAAACCGGAUUGAUGGUAUUUAUGACUCUACAGGCAUAUGGAGAGAGGAUGAAGAAGGAAUUAAGAGUACUGUAUCUUCUUAUUUUGAGUCUCUUUUCCACUCUGAUAAUCCCUCGGACAUAGAGGAUGCGCUGCAAGGAGUGCUGCCUCUAGUGUUGACGUAA
Molecule: messenger RNA, 705 nt
Organism: Chenopodium quinoa (quinoa)
Lineage: Eukaryota; Viridiplantae; Streptophyta; Magnoliopsida; Caryophyllales; Amaranthaceae
Exons: 1
Coding region: 1-705 (234 amino acids)
Source: RefSeq, a predicted model, not a curated record